Messenger RNA from Ipomoea nil (Japanese morning glory), 1508 nucleotides. RefSeq names its product ATP-dependent Clp protease proteolytic subunit-related protein 3, chloroplastic. Gene Ontology annotation, molecular function: serine-type endopeptidase activity; ATP-dependent peptidase activity; ATPase binding. Gene Ontology annotation, cellular component: endopeptidase Clp complex. The transcript has 10 exons. Gene Ontology annotation, biological process: protein quality control for misfolded or incompletely synthesized proteins. Lineage: Eukaryota; Viridiplantae; Streptophyta; Magnoliopsida; Solanales; Convolvulaceae. The coding region runs from base 16 to 1167 and encodes 383 amino acids. The record is from RefSeq and is a predicted model, not a curated record.
AAAUUGAAGGCUCCUAUGAAUUUGUUCGGAAAACAAAUAUUGAUUGGGUUUUCCGGGUCACAGUCACAACCAAUCCGAAUUCCAGACGAUCCACAAAUUCCAUACCGUUUGAUUUUUGUAGAGUUCCAGCAGAGUGCAGCAAUCAGAACCACCCCAGCAAGAAAGCCCUGGAACCGUAGCGAGACCAUGGCCACUGCCUUCCGGUUACCCAUGGCGUCCACGCUUCCGUGCUCGUCGUCUUCCUCUGCUUCUCUCAAACGACGCAGUUUCAGAGCCAUGUGCUCACUCGACAGUAGAAGCAGUGCCAGAAUUCCCAUGCCUCCGCUUAACCCUAGAGACCCCUUCCUGAAGAAGCUAGCUUCUGUGGCGGCUAGAAAUCCCGAAGCGAUCCUUAGUCGGCCCGCUAACUCGGAUACCCUGCCGUAUUUGGACAUCUACGACAGCCCAAAACUCAUGGCCUCUCCUGCUCAGCUGGAGAGGUCAGCUUCCUACAAUGAACACAGGCCAAGGAGACCUCCCCCAGAUUUACCAUCAUUGUUGCUCCAUGGUAGAAUAGUUUACAUUGGGAUGCCAUUGGUACCUGCUGUCACAGAGCUUGUAAUUGCAGAGUUGAUGUACCUACAAUAUAUGGACCCUAACGAGCCAAUUUAUCUUUACAUCAACUCUACUGGAACUGCUCGUGCUGAUGGAGAGACAGUUGCUAUGGAAACUGAAGGUUUUGCAAUUUAUGAUGCUUUGAUGCUACUGAAAAAUCAGAUAUACACUAUUGCAAUUGGGGCAGCCGUAGGUCAGGCAUGCCUCUUGCUUGCUGCAGGGACUAAAGGGAAAAGGUUUAUGUUGCCAAAUGCAAAAGCUUUGAUUCAACAGCCUCGUGUACCGUCGUCCGGGUUGAUGCAAGCCAGUGAUGUUUCUAUCUGGGCUAAGGAGGUUAUACUACAAAGAGAUACCCUUACUAAACUUUUGGCCAAGCACACAGGAAAUACAGUAGAGAUGGUGGCUAAGUCUAUGAAAAGACAAUAUUAUAUGGAUGCUGAAGCAGCAAUAGAAUUUGGCGUCAUUGACAAGGUGUAUUGGGGUAGUCAGGAGCAAAUGACGGGAAAAGUUGCUUCACCAGAAGAGUGGGACAAGAGUGCAGGAAUUAAACCCGUUGAUAUUGAUCCUUUCUAAGUGAUUCCAAGAAAUUGUCCAACGCUUCCGUAGGCUUGUUGGCUGCUGAAGAUGCUCGUGUUUCUGCAUCGAUGGGUUUAGGGUUUUUGAGAACCAGAUGUGAUGAGCAAGAUUGUAGAAUUCAAAGAUUGCUUUCGAUCACGACACCACGGGGGAAUGCUCUUAUACGAAGCUAGUAUAGGAUAACGAAAAUAGCUCCAAUCAUCAACAGCCGGGAGUUGAGAUUUGUGUACAAUGAAUUUGAUUUUAGGCUUUUGAAUGUGUUUUUAUUAAGCUCAAUCUGUUUCAUCUCAUUAUCUCCACUCUCUUUUUAAUAAAAUAUGUGUUUGUUAAGUCUACAA